GCGACGCGGGAAGAGGCGCUAGAGGCGCUGGAGUGGCUGCGGGCGGAGUGCGCCGCGAUCUUCGCCGACGUCGCUGCCACGGUCGCCCGUGUCGGAGUGCGGGAUUCGGCUCUGGGCGCCUACGCAGGACUGCCGGAGGCCGAGGAGAGCUCCGCCAAAGUGAGGCAGGCCAUAGAGCAGCCUCUGGUGCUGCAGGCCGCCAUGCGCGAGGCCGCGUCGAGGGCCGCUGGCGCCCUGCCGGCCAGGGGCGGCAGCGCGGAGGACCUAGAGGCGGCGCUGCAGCUCUUCAGCCAGGAUCCCCAGGUGCAGAAGGCCACCGGGGAGAUCCGGGCCAUGCACGAGACGUGCCUCGGGGGCGGCAGCGUCGUGGCCCCGCGGUCGCAGGCCUGGUCGGCCGACGAGGCGCUGGAGGUGCUGCGGCAGCUGGGCAGGGCCAAGGCGGAGCGGCUCGGGCGCCUGCUGCACGACGCCGGUGCCGGCGGCGCGCCAGGCGCCGAGGGGGGCCCAGUUUUGGGCGGCCUCGCCGUGAGGGCGUGCGCCGAGGCGGAGGGCGAGGUGUGGGCGCGGCUUGGCCCCGGAGACCGCCACCGGCGGUGCAGCUUCGCGGUGGCGCUGGAGGAGCUCUCGCCCGGGCCCGAGACCGGGGGCUCCAGCGGGCGGCGGGCUCAGCCCAAAAAUCUCUGGAAGCCUCGCUAUCUGUUCCUGGCCUCACUGCACCAGAAGUCCGAGACGAAGGCGGGGCCACCUCGCAAGGCGAGCGGCGCGGGCCAAGCGCUCCUGCGAGUCGUCCUCAGCAUCUGCGGCACGAAGGGCAGCGGGAUACGUCCACGCUCCGCAACCGACGCGAUACUUGAGCCGGCACUCCAGGUAGAGACGGGGCCAGGCCACCGCUCCCACGCCAGUCGCGGAGUUCGCACCACCUGCAUCUCCGCCUUCCACCUGGGCAGGUCACUCGGCCUCUUCUCCUACCACCUGGAUGCCACGAUGUCCACCGUGGGGGUCCUGAGGUCCGCCAUCCUGCUUCCGCGGCUGACUGCACGAGCCUUGAACGCCACGUGCUCCGCGACGCCGAUCUUGACCGAGAUGUCCACUUCUCUCCAGCCGCUGCCCCUUGGUGGCCGCGCGGAGCUCCGACGGCGACGCCGUGCACAUCCGUCCCUCCAGCUCACGCGCGCGGGCGUGAAGCGCCACGUUGCGCCGGAGCCGAUCCAGCGAAGGCGGCACCUGACCAGCGGCCAGGUGCUGCAGCGCUGGGACGAUCGCCGCACGGCGGUCCGCGAGGGCAGCGCCGCCCACUAUGGCUGUCAGGGCGGGCUCGGCAAAAUCGAGCCGCGCCUCCAGCUUAAUUACAGGAAACAGUCUUUGAAGAUGGCGCGCGCGCUGUGCCUUGCCAAGUUUCUGCGCGACAGAGAUGCGGAGAGAGCUGCGCGCGGGUUCUUGGCGAGCGUGCCCGUUGGUUGCAACAUUGGCGGCGCCGUCGGCGAUGUUUACAACGGGCGGGCGCGCGCCCGCAUGGUGGCCAUGGCGCCCGCGCGCUUCCGAGGCUCGCUGCUCCAGUCGCAGAGGGCUGGGCAGGCCCGGGAGGGGCAGGUCCCCAUGCUGGCCGGGGCGUACGUGCGCCAGCGGUCCGCCGCUGCCGACGCCCAGGGGCUCGCCGGCAGCCCGCGGCUCGGUCCGGCCCUGCCGCCGCUGGCGGUGGCGCGCCUGCUGGGUGCGCUGCGGGCCGAGUGA
This is a messenger RNA of Prorocentrum cordatum, 1731 nucleotides long. Lineage: Eukaryota; Dinophyceae; Prorocentrales; Prorocentraceae. The record is from the annotation of a GenBank genome assembly.